Molecule: messenger RNA, 696 nt
Organism: Penicillium atrosanguineum
Lineage: Eukaryota; Fungi; Ascomycota; Eurotiomycetes; Eurotiales; Aspergillaceae
Product: E2 ubiquitin-conjugating protein UBC8
Exons: 6
Coding region: 1-696 (231 amino acids)
Biological process (GO): ubiquitin-dependent protein catabolic process; protein polyubiquitination
Cellular component (GO): nucleus
Molecular function (GO): ubiquitin conjugating enzyme activity
Source: RefSeq, a predicted model, not a curated record
AUGUCCAGCCCUAAGCGGAGAAUCGAGACAGAUGAUGUAUGCCCGCCGACCCCCCUCCUCUUUCCCAACUUGAUCACCCCCCCCCCCCCCCCACACGGCACCCGAGAUUAUGAACUCGACCCACGAUGUUUGAUUGUUGGAACAUGUCUGAUGAUAGGUGUAUGUACCAAGUCUUCGCGGCAAGCUCUCUGGCGCAGCUCUAACACAAUUUCCCGAUAUCGCAGGCAAGAAUUCUAUGUGCGCUUCAAGGGUCCCGAAGAGACACCAUUCCAAGGUGGCCAUUGGAAGAUCCACGUCGAAUUGCCCGAUCAGUACCCAUACAAGAGCCCCAGCAUAGGAUUUGUCAACCGCAUCUUCCAUCCCAAUAUCGACGAGCUGUCCGGCUCCGUUUGUCUCGAUGUCAUCAACCAAACAUGGUCGCCCAUGUAUGACAUGAUCAACAUCUUCGAAGUCUUCUUGCCUCAACUACUCCGCUACCCUAACCCCUCCGAUCCUCUCAACGGCGAAGCUGCGGCAUUGAUGAUGCGGGAACCCAAGGGCUACGAGGCGAAGGUGAAGGAAUACGUCGCCAAGUACGCUAGCAAGGAAGCAGUUGAUGAAGCAGGCGAGGAUACCGAGUCCGAGGACGAGCUCAGCUCAGCGGGCAGCUACGAUUCCGGUGGCGAAGAGCCCGCCGGCGCAAUGGACGAUGUCUAA